CUCAAAGCUACGACGCCAUUUCGCACACCCCUUCACUCCAAUCUCACCUCACCGCUUAACGCCUCAAAAUUCCCUUCUCCUUCAUCGCUCAUACCUUCAGAUCUCCGACUGGUGAUGCAGGGUUUUCUUACAUGAUGGUGUAAUAACAGUUGAAGAUGUCGUCUUCUUCGCAUAAUAUUGAGCUGGAGGCAGCUAAGUUUCUGCACAAGCUCAUUCAAGACUCCAAAGAUGAACCUUCAAAGCUAGCCACAAAACUCUAUGUGAUAUUGCAGCACAUGAAAACCAGUGGGAAGGAGCACUCAAUGCCGUAUCAAGUCAUAUCAAGGGCCAUGGAGACUGUCGUCAAUCAGCAUGGUCUUGACAUUGAAGCUUUGACGUCCUCGCGUCUUCCUCCUGCUGGUGGUAGUACCCAAAUGGAAGAUUCUGGGUCUGCACAUAUUGCUGGGUCUUCUCAAGCUGUUGGUGUUAGCAAUGAGUCCAAAGCAAAUCUAGUUGAAAAUGAGAUGUCAAAAUAUGAUGCAUUCACUUCUGGUAGGCAGCUUGGUGGAUCAACCAGUGCAUCACAGGCCGUUUACCAAGGGCCUGGAGCUCGAAGUAAUAGAUCCUUCGAUCAUGAGAGUCCAUCCAGCUUGGAUUCUAAGCCAGGAAAUGCCCAGUCUCACGAUAGGAGUGAGACGAUGAAUCAAAGAGAUGUCAAGUCAAGUGCAAAGAGAAAGAGGGGUGAAUCAUCGUUUUCGUGGGAUCAGAAUAUGGAUAAUUCUCAACAGUUUGAGACUCAUGGGACAGUUGAUGAUCAGACUAGGAAAAUGAGCAAAGUAGAAAUGCCGCCUACAGGUGACGCUGAGAAUUUGCAUGUCGGGUUGUCGUCAGAUGCAUACACAACUCCUCAGGGUGGAUGGCAAAACAGUGAAGUCACAGCAAUCAGGCCUCCAGCUCAUAGGGAUACUGGAAAAUCUGUCGCAGCAGAGGAUUUUCCGCCUUCAGGUCAACUUUUUAAAGAGCAACAAUUGAAGCAGCUCAGAGCCCAGUGCCUUGUGUUCUUAGCUCUCAGAAAUGGAUUGAUGCCAAAGAAACUGCACAUUGAUAUUGCCCUUGGAAAUGCCUUCCCCAAAGAUGAUGGUUUCCGCAGAGAACUUUCGGAUCAGAAAGGAAGAACACAUUCUCUAAGUGAAUCGGGUAGCAUUGUCGAAGUCUCAGCUCCAUCAGCAAGAAUGGAUAAUCCUACCGGAAGAUUGGCCGAAAUGGACUUCUCAUCAAAAGAAACAGUUAUGCCACGAUUGGAGGACAAAAUCUCCAAUGCUAUAUUUCCUGAUGGACAAAAGCUUCUUCUGCAAUCUAACACUCCCGACGCUCCAGCGCAAAAUCAGGUUUCUGGUAGUCAUUCUGAGCUGGCUUCUUCUUCAGGCGGUGUAACCAAACACGCACCAGUAGAGAUGGUGGGGUGGGCCGGAACUAUCAACCGUAAUGACGCCUCAACUUUCACUUUUGAAUCAGACGAAUUAUGUGCUUCAGAUCAAGAGGAAGGUAACAUGCAACCGCCGCCUAAAUACACCAUGUCACAGAAGUGGAUUAUGGAUCGACAGAAUAAGAGACUUUUGGUUGAUCGGAGUUGGGGUCUUAAACAGCAGAAAGCAGACCAGGCAAUUGGUGCACGGUUCAAUGAGUUGAAGGAAUCUGUUACUUCGUCUGAGGAUAUAUCUACAAAGACCAAGAGUGUCAUAGAACUGAAAAAGCUUCAGCUGUUGAAUUUGCAACGUCGUUUGAGGAGUGAGUUUCUUUACAAUUACUUCAAACCUAUUGCAACUGAUGUUGAGAACCUAAAGUCAUAUAAAAAACACAAGCAUGGCCGGAGGAUUAAACAGCUUGAGAAGUAUGAGCAGAAGAUGAAGGAAGAGCGACAGAGGAGAAUUCGUGAGAGGCAGAAGGAGUUCUUUGGGGAGAUAGAAGUUCACAAGGAAAGGCUAGAUGAUUUAUCCAAAGCUAGGAGAGAAAGGUGGAAGGGCUUCAAUAGAUAUGUAAAGGAGUUCCACAAAAGAAAGGAACGUUUUCAUCGUGAAAAGAUCGACAAAAUUCAACGGGAGAAGAUUAAUUUGUUAAAGAUUAAUGAUGUGGAGGGUUAUCUACGUAUGGUGAAGGAUGCGAAGUCAGAUAGAGUAAUGCAACUACUCAAAGAGACAGAGAAGUACCUUCAAAAGCUUGGUUCCAAGUUAAAGGAGGCAAAAUCUUUGGCCAGUCGAUUUGAGAAUGAGGCAGUUGAGGCACCUGUUGAGGAUAUGGUUGAAAAUGAUGAUGAGAGUGACCAGGCAAAGCACUACCUGGAAAGCAAUGAAAAAUACUACUUGAUGGCUCACAGCAUAAAAGAAAGUAUUAACGAGCAGCCAGCUUCCCUAAAGGGUGGAAAAUUAAGGGAGUACCAAAUGAAUGGCCUAAGGUGGCUUCUUUCCCUGUACAACAAUCAUUUAAAUGGAAUUCUAGCUGAUGAGAUGGGUCUCGGGAAAACUGUUCAGGUUAUUUCGUUGAUUUGCUAUCUGAUGGACACAAAAAAUGAUAGAGGUCCCUUCUUGGUUGUUGUACCAUCCUCUGUGCUGCCUGGCUGGGUGUCAGAAAUUAACUUUUGGGCCCCUACAAUUCAGAAAAUAGUCUAUUGUGGCCCCCCGGAGGAGAGGCGCAAGCUCUUCAAGGAGCAAAUUGUUCAUCAGAAGUUCAAUGUGCUUCUGACAACAUAUGAGUAUCUAAUGAACAAGCAUGAUAGGCCUAAAUUAAGCAAGAUCCUUUGGCAUUACAUUAUUAUUGACGAAGGACAUCGCAUAAAGAAUGCAUCUUGCAAAUUAAAUGCGGACCUGAAACACUACAAUAGCUCCCACCGACUCCUGCUAACUGGGACGCCAUUGCAGAAUAACCUGGAAGAAUUGUGGGCUCUGCUUAAUUUCCUGUUGCCUAAUAUAUUCAACUCAUCAGAAGACUUUUCACAGUGGUUUAACAAACCAUUUCAAAGUAAUGGAGACAAUUCUGCUGAAGAGGCGUUGCUAUCAGAAGAGGAGAAUCUCCUGAUUAUCAAUCGUCUUCACCAAGUUCUUCGACCAUUCGUGUUGCGGCGGCUGAAACAUAAGGUUGAGAAUGAACUUCCUGAAAAGAUAGAGAGACUCAUACGGUGCGAGGCCUCUGCAUAUCAGAAGCUGUUGAUGAAGAGGGUUGAGGAUAAUCUGGGCUCAAUUGGAAACAUUAAGUCUCGUGCAGUGCACAACUCAGUGAUGGAGCUUCGGAAUAUUUGCAAUCAUCCAUAUCUCAGCCAACUUCAUACAGAGGAGGUCAAUAGCUUAAUUCCUGAGCAUUAUCUGCCUCCGGUAAUAAGACUUUGUGGGAAGCUUGAGAUGUUGGACCGGCUCUUGCCCAAACUCAAAGCAACAGACCAUCGGGUUCUCUUCUUUUCAACAAUGACGAGGCUUCUUGAUGUUAUGGAGGAUUAUCUCACCUUCAAGGGCUACAAAUACCUUAGGUUAGAUGGGCACACAUCUGGGGGUGAUCGCGGUGCUCUCAUUGACGGAUUCAACAAGCCUGAUUCACCAUAUUUCAUUUUUUUGUUGAGCAUACGGGCUGGUGGAGUAGGAGUUAAUCUUCAAGCUGCUGAUACCGUAAUAAUAUUUGACACCGACUGGAAUCCUCAGGUUGAUCUACAAGCUCAAGCAAGGGCUCACAGGAUUGGGCAGAAAAGAGAUGUUCUGGUUCUUCGUUUUGAAACGGUCAAUACUGUUGAGGAGCAAGUUAGAGCUUCAGCCGAACACAAGCUUGGAGUUGCUAACCAGAGUAUAACUGCUGGCUUCUUCGACAAUAACACAAGCGCUGAAGAUCGUAAAGAAUAUUUGGAAUCCCUGUUACGUGAGUCAAAGAAAGAAGAGGCUGCUCCAGUGUUGGACGAUGAUGCGUUAAAUGAUAUUAUAGCCCGAAGGGAGUCAGAGAUUGAUAUUUUUGAAUCCAUCGACAAUCAAAGAAAAGAAGAUGAGAUGGAAACCUGGAAGAGCCUGGUACAUGGGUCAGGGUCAAAAAGUUCUGCACCCAUACCACCUAUCCCCUCUCGUCUUGUUACUGAGGAUGAUUUAAAACUGCUCUAUGAUUCAAUGAAGAUGAAUAACGUCCCGAUGGUUGCAGUAGAAUCAAAUGUUGGCAUGAAGCGAAAGGGUGGUUCGGUAGGAGGCUUGGAUACUCAGCAAUAUGGAAGAGGCAAACGUGCAAGAGAGGUUCGAUCUUAUGAAGAGCAACUGACAGAGGAGGAGUUUGAAAAGCUGUGUCAGACUGAGUCAACCGAUUCUCCCAGAGGCACGGAAGAAGGAAGUGAGAAGAGCUUGGCAAAUGUUACAUCAAAUAUUCUGGGUGGAAUCACUGGUGAAACGAGUCUGGCAAAUGAUAAAGUAGAUAUUCUGACUGGAAGCAGUGGUGAAAAGAAUUUGGCAAAUGAUAAAGUAGAUAAUCUGCCUGGAAGCACUAGUGACACAGUGCUCCCCACAUCUACGGCAUUGACACCGACUCCACAAUCCGUGGAACCACCACAGAAAUCGCAGCAGCCACUGAAAGAAGUAACAGAACCUGUAAAACGGGGACGUGGCAGGCCAAAAAGAGCUGAUAGAACGCCGAAUCAGUUAUCUGCAUCAGCUUCAGGCAGGACACAUGCAACAGGGGAUGCUAGAUCAUCAUCAGUUAUUGGCUCCGUUGUUGCCUCUGGAAGUCUUACUUCCCCUGAUUUAUCUGUUCCGCCUGGUUUUCAACCACUUCCAGCUUCCAUUUCUCCCCCAACGCCAACGAGAGGUCGGGGCAGGGGAAGAGGCAGGGGACGUGGCGCAGGAAGAGGAAGGAGAGUGGAAAAUAUGUUGCAUGGUGCUGACAGUUCUAUAGGUACUCAGAGAACUAAUGCCCGAGCAUCUCUUUCUGGUGAUCCUGUAUCGUCCAAUUUAGUAACUCUUCCCGUUUCUUUUGUUGAUGUUGAUGCAGUUCCUAAGCCUAUUAAAGGAAGUAGUUCGAAUCUUGAGCCAGGGCCUUCCAUGCAUUCUGAUACUACUGCUGUGCAGCCCUCUCCUGCCAUCUCCCUACAAGAAAGUAGCCUGCAGAGCAUUAGAAACAAACCAGACGUGGCAGCAGAUCUAGAUGCACCGCCUGGUUUUGGUUCUGGAUCACAUGUUCCGCCGCUAAAUGUAUCGGAGGAUUCAUUGGUAAAUAAAGCAGCUGCUAUAAAGAACAAGCCUGCUGUUCCAGAUCUGAGAAAUAACCAGGGCUCAGGAGUUUUAAAACAGCCACUUAAUAUACCAAGCGCUACUAGCUCUACGGCUUUAGGCCCAGCUCAAAGUCACACAACUGCACCUUUAAAUGCUAAUCAGCCAUUGAAUCCGCACCUUGUUGGUUCUACAGUUGAAGCUCAAGGCGCCAGCGUUCUUUCUCCUCCUGCUCCCAUGCCUGUGAAGAGGCAAGGUCGGAAGACGCCAAACAGAGGAGAAACUCCUAGACGGCGAGGAAGGAGACAUGCUCAAGCUUCACCUGCUGCUGAUGGCUCUUCUGCACGGAGUACUAUAUCAACACCACAAAUUGAGGUUAAGGCUGGUGAUUCAUCAGGAUCCAAAAUUACAUCAGUUGGAAACAAGAGUGAUGUUGUUAUCCAAGACCAACCCCAUUUCAACCCGUCAGUUGCACACUCGUCUGCCGGUACAAGUCAGGAAAAAAGAAAAGAAAUAUCAGGUAUUGGUGGCACUGGAAGGAAACCAACUGCUGAUGUGACUGAUGUUGCUCGUGUCAUGAAAGAGAUAUUUUCAGAGACUUCACUGUUGAAGCAUAAAGUUGGGGAGCCUUCUGCAACAACGGUAACAAAUGAACCGGAUGGAAAAUCCCCGGAAAUGAUGAAUAUGCACAUAGCUAAGACCAGCAACGCAGAGGUUAUAAUCCAACCUGCCGAUCAUAACGUGGGAGUAGAAACAAUCAGUUCCAGUGUUUCAGUCGAAACCCAAAUGUCUGAGCCUUCAGUCGUGGUUGAUAAGAUCAUUAAGGCUUCGUCUGAUAUUGAGGCUUCUGUUUCUCACUCUGAUGAUAUAACACCUCAAGGUACUAUGCUCGUUGACUCAAAACGUCCUGUUGGUAGAGAGUUGCUUGAGACGGAACAGAAAGUAGCAAAAACAGCUGAUCCAAACGUACAAAUAGCAGCAUCUGUUCCCAACGUUUCAGAAGAAAACAAAAUUUCUGAUUCAUCUAUGCUGGUCCAUGAAAUUGUAAAACCUUCACCUGGAUCUAAGUCUCCUGCUGAUCAGUAUGAUGAUACACCAGCUCAAGGCACUGUCCCCGUUGAUUCUAAAGGCUCUGUAGACGAGGAUUUGCUUGAGAUAAACAAAGAAAGUCAACCACCGGAGCCUCAGAAUGAUGGUUAUGCGCAGAGCCUCCCAACUCCUAAAGCUGAUUUCUCUGAUGCUACUAAUAAACAGGCAGGGCCAUCUACAUCACCUUCAGUUUCUACUCGAGCAAUGAAGGUGACUGAAAAUGUUGGACUGAUAUCUACUGAUUCCUCGGAAACUGUUCCAGUUUCUUCUGAUUGUGUUGUUGAAGAUUCGAAAAUGCCUUCAGCAUCCAAUGAACAUGGUUCUCCAAAGAAACCGGAGUCACCUGAAACCAGUAAAUCCAGCGGUGCUGAUUUGGAUUGUCGCAUUACUCCUACAAAUUCCUCUGCGAUUGGUGGUGGCAUCAACUUUUCUGGAACUAGUACAGAGGGAGCUCUUCCAGACCAGAUUGUGACUGAAGAGACUUCUUGUGAUGUGAACAGUCCCGGGUCUUCACAUUUUCCGAUCAAUGAGAAAAAUCGGAUCUCAGAUGUUACUCAACCUUUGUCCGGUGGUUCGAUUGGAUUGGUUGCAAACAAGGAUGGUGGCACUGAGUUGUCUGUGGAUGCCAAAAAUGACCUUGUCAAGAUUCCUGGUGUUGAAGCGGAUUCUUCUUUGGCACAACUGUCUUCAGGAGAUGUUUUACCUGAGUCUAUUGCACCGUUGGCAACUACAGAACCUUUGCCAACCGAACAGCAAGAAACAAAUCUAUCUAUUGAAGUUAAGGGUGAAGAAAUCGAUGGUGAUGAAAAAGAAACUACCCCUUUGAUUCCAGUGGAACAGAUGACUGUGCAGGCCACAGUUGAGUCUCAUGAACGUGCGACAAGUUAUGAGGAAUCUCAAGGAUCUCCAAUGAAAAUUGAUGAAAUUUCACAUGGGGAUACUACAAAUCAGACGGGUAAAGAGGUCGAGGCAAAAAGUGAUGAAAUUUCACAUGUGGAUACUACAAAUCAGACGGGUAAAGAGGUCGAGGCAAAAAGUAAACAAGGUGAGAGUCCGGAAGAUCAGGUUUGCAAUGUUGGACCAAGUUCGGCUGCAAUCCAAUUGUCGAUGCCGGACACUGAUGAACUAAAGACCCACACUAGCAUUAAGAACUCUAUAUCACUUGUUCACGAAGAUUAUGGUAGUCCUCUAUCUGAUUCUGCUAAUGCAGAACAAGAUUCUGGAGAAUCUGCGUCGGUUCUAGGAGUUGACAGUUGUAAACUUGGUGGAGAAGCUAGUACCGCUGACACAGAGAUGGUGGAGGCAUCAGUUCAAUUGCCUUUCUCUGCAGAGCAAGUGGGAGGUACAGAGCCUCCUUCGUCUCUACCAGUGAUAGAGGGAGAAAAGACCGAGAACCCAUCGGACGAGAGAAACAUGGUUGAAGCCAGCGGUACAAAUGUUUCUGUUCAGCAAGAGAAUUUGUCCAGGAAUCUAGGUGAAACUGAUGAGCCCACCCAGAUGGGGAAAGUUGGUGAUGCAAGUGACCGAUCUGAAGAUGAUAUGGCCAUUGAUGUCUUGGGGGAAAAAGAAGAAUCAAAAGAUCAGCAAGAGCUUUUGUCUUCAGCAUUAAGUUCAGAGGAAGAGACUAAGGCCGAGAACCCAUCGGACGAGAGAAACAUGAUUGAUGGUGAAGCCAGCGGUAGAAAUGCUUCGGUACAGCCAGAGGAUUUGUCCAGGAGCGUAGUUGAAACUGAGGAGCCUGCACAGAUGGGAGAAUCAAUGGAUCAACGAGAGCAUUUGUCUUCAGCAUUAAGAUCAGAGGAAGAGACUAAGGCCGAGAACCCAUCGGACGAGAAAAAUAUGAUUGAUGGUGAAGCUAGCGGUAUGAAUGCUUCGGUUCAGCCAGAGGAUGUGUCCCGGAAUCUAAUUGAAACUGAGGAGCCUGCACUGAUGGGAAAAGUUGGUGAUGCAAAUGAUCAGUCUGAGAAUGUAGCUAUUAGUGUGGGAGAAAAAGAAGAAGCAAAGGAUCAGCAAGAGCAUUUUUCUAUAGCAUUAAGUUCUGUGGAAGAGAACAAGGCUGAGAAUCCUUCGGAUGAUAUAGACAUGAUUGAUGGUGAAGCCAGCGGUAUAAAUGCUUCGGUUCAGCCAGAGGAUUUGUGCAUGAAUCUAGCUGAAACUGAGGAGCCCACACAGGUAGGGGAAGUUGGUAAUUCAAGCGAGCAGUCUGAAGAUAAGGAAAAAGAAGAAUCAAAUGAUCAAGGAGAGGAUUUGUCUUCAGCAUUAGUUUCAGUGGAAGAGACUAAGGCUGAAAACCCACAGGAAGAGGGAAACAUGAUUGAUGGUGAAGCCAGCGAUAGAAAUGUUUCGGUUCAGCCAGAGGAUUUAUCCAAGAGUCUAGAUGAAACUGAGGAGCCUGCGCAGAUGGGAAAAGUUGGUGAAGAAAAUAUGGCCAUUGAUGUCUUGGAGGAAAAAGAAGAAUCAAAGGAUCAACGGGAGCCUAUGUCUUCAGCAUUAAGUUCAGAGGACAAGGCUGAGAAUCCAUCGGACGACAGAGACAUAACUGAUGCUGAAGCCAGCGGUAUAAAUGUUUCAGUUGAGCCAGAGGAUCUGUCCAGGAAUCUAGUUGAAACUGAGGAGUCCACACCAAUGGGGGGAGUUGGUAAAGCAGGCGACCAGUCUGAAGAUCAUGUGGCCACUGGUGUCUUGGAGGAGACAGAAGAAUCAAAGGAUCAACAAGAGCUUUUGUCUUCAGCAUUAAGUUCUGAGGAAGAGACCAAGGCCGAGAACCCACUGGACGAGGGAAACAAGAUUGAUGCUGAAGCCAGCGGUAUAAAUGUUUCAGUUGAGCCAGAGGAUAUAUCCAUGAAUCUAGUUGAAACUGAGGAGCCCACGCAGAUGGGAAAAAUUGGUGAUGCAGGUGAUCAGUCUGAAGAUAAUGUGGCAACUGGUGUCUUGGCGGAAAAAGAAGAAUCAAAGGAUGAACAAGAGCAUUUAUCGCCCGCCUUAAGUUCAGAGGAAGAGAACAAGGCCGAGAACCCACCGGACGAUAGAGACAUGAUUGAUGGUGAAGCCAGCGGUAUAAAUGUUUCCGUACAGCCAGAGAAUUUGUCCUCAAAUCUAGCUGAAACUGAGGAGGCCACCCAAAUGGGAAAAGUUGGUGAUGCAGGUGACCACUCUGAAGAUAAUGUGGCCCUUGGUGUCUUGGGGGAGAAAGUAGAAUCAAAGGAGCAAGAAGAGCAUUUGUCUUCAGCAUUAAGUUCCGAGAAAGAGAAUGAAGAAAGCUUGCCAACGGAGGAUCCAACAGUUGGUGGUUUAGACGAACCGGAGCCCAAGGGCCCCGUGUCAGAAUCAGCUGACUUGGAUUCAGAGGCACCGCCAGAGUCGGGAAACUCCAUUUCUGCUGAACAACCAGAUUCAUUGGUCUCCGAGGAGAGCAAAUCAGAGGAGUUAAAAGGUGGCGAAGACGUUUAGUUUACUUCCUCUGAAUUAAGUUGUAGAAGGACAAUCUGAUAUCAGUAAAACUCAAAAUAAGUAUUUUUAGUUAUGUGGUGUUAGCCGCUGAUCCAGGUGCUUGUAUCACCUAAGGAGCAUAGUUCCAAACUUCCAAUGCAUGUAAAAACGGCAUAUUAACAACUUAUAUAUCUACCAAUCCAGUCUACUUACCCGCAUCUGCAA
Molecule: messenger RNA, 9944 nt
Organism: Eruca vesicaria subsp. sativa (arugula)
Lineage: Eukaryota; Viridiplantae; Streptophyta; Magnoliopsida; Brassicales; Brassicaceae
Source: the annotation of a GenBank genome assembly